AUGGGAGAAUUGAACUACUUUCUCGGCUUGCAAGUUAAGCAAUGUCCGGAAGGAAUAUUCAUCAAUCAAGCUAAAUAUACAAAGGACUUAAUUCGCAAAUUUGGAAUUGAUGGAAAGUCCUCAGUUAAAAUCCCUAUGAGCAAAUCCCUGAGAAUGGAUGUUGAUAAUGAGGUAAAAGAUGUUGAUCAAAAGAACUUUCGUGGAAUCAUUGGAUCGCUUCUCUAUCUUACAGCCAGCAGGCCCGAUAUCUCCUUUGCAGUUGGCGUAUGUGCACGAUUUCAAUCCAAACCGAAGGAUAGUCAUCUAAGUGCUGCUAAGAAAAUCUUAAGAUACCUAAAGGGAACCCAAAGUGUAGGACCUUGGUACCCGAAAGGAAACUCUUUUGAUCUUGUUGGCUAUUCAGAUGCUGAUUUUGCUGGUAGUACCUCAGGAACCUGCCAGUUCCUAGGGGGAAAACUUGUGUCUUGGUUCAGCAAAAAGCAAAAUUUUAUUGCAACUAGCACUGCUGAAGCCAAAUACAUUGCAGCCGGCAGCUGCUGUAUGAGCACAGAAAAUGAAGCAAAAACGACAAUCACAGAGAAGAAACAAGAAGAAACUGAAAUCUUUCAUGAUCCCCUUGAAGACGAGGGCGUCCUAAACCAAUUUCUAGCAAGCUCACAAUAUCUGCAAAAUCUCCUUCGUGAUCCAACGGAACAUGAGUCACAUGAAUCAUUUCACUCUGUUGGGAACACCAUAGGAUAUGCCAAGGUAGAUAGUGUGCUAGAAAGCAGUGACAGUUUCGACUACUCACCAUCAAGCACUCCUCCAAAAAUGCCCUCCCCUCUCAGGUCCACAGCUAGCAGCAAGAAGAAAAAGACCUAA
Messenger RNA from Ipomoea nil (Japanese morning glory), 861 nucleotides. RefSeq lists its product as uncharacterized. NCBI's taxonomy places the organism in Eukaryota, Viridiplantae, Streptophyta, Magnoliopsida, Solanales, Convolvulaceae. The record is from RefSeq and is a predicted model, not a curated record. The coding region runs from base 1 to 861 and encodes 286 amino acids. The transcript is spliced from 2 exons.